Messenger RNA from Fukomys damarensis (Damara mole-rat), 3986 nucleotides. RefSeq names its product glutamate-cysteine ligase modifier subunit (gene Gclm). Gene Ontology annotation, biological process: glutathione biosynthetic process. The record is from RefSeq and is a predicted model, not a curated record. The transcript is spliced from 7 exons. The coding region runs from base 16 to 831 and encodes 271 amino acids. Gene Ontology annotation, cellular component: glutamate-cysteine ligase complex. NCBI's taxonomy places the organism in Eukaryota, Metazoa, Chordata, Mammalia, Rodentia, Bathyergidae. Gene Ontology annotation, molecular function: enzyme regulator activity; glutamate-cysteine ligase catalytic subunit binding.
UGCAGCACCUUUCAGAUGAGAACUCUUAGUUUUAAGUUUAAUGGGAACCAGUAUCCCUGCCCUAUUCCGUGUUCAGGUUUCAGCUCAGUUUAUAUGUUUUGUUUAAAUCACCCGAUUCUGUUUCUCCCAAUACUUCGAGAUUGUAUCCAAAAGACCUUGAAUGAAUGGAGUUCCCAAAUCAGCCCAGAUUUGGUCAAGGAGUUUCCAGAUGUCUUGGAGUGUACUGUAUCUCAUGCAGUAGAGAAGAUAAACCCUGAUGAAAGAGAAGAAAUGAAAGUUUCUGCAAAACUGUUCAUUGUAGGAUCAAAUUCUUCUUCAUCAACUAGAAAUGCAGUUGACAUGGCUUGUUCAGUCCUUGGAGUUGCACAGCUGGAUUCUGUGAUCAUUGCUUCACCUCCUAUUGAAGAUGGAGUUAAUCUUUCCUUGGAGCAUUUACAGCCUUACUGGGAGGAAUUAGAAAACUUAGUCCAAAGCAAGAAAAUUGUUGCUAUAGGUACCUCUGACCUAGAUAAAACACAGUUGGAGCAGCUGUAUCAGUGGGCACAGAUAAAACCAAAUAGUAACCAAGUUAAUCUUGCCUCUUGUUGUGUGAUGCCACCUGAUUUGACUGCAUUUGCUAAACAGUUUGACAUACAGCUGUUGACUCAUAAUGAUCCAAAAGAACUGCUUUCUGAAGCCAGUUUCCAGGAAGCUCUUCAGGAAAGCGUCCCUGACAUUCAAGCACGCGAAUGGGCACCACUGUGGCUGCUGAGGUACUCGGUCAUUGUGAAAAGUAGAGGAAUCAUCAAGUCAAAAGGCUACAUUUUGCAAGCCAAAAGAAGGGGUUCAUAACCUGUUGACUUGUUUUUUCCUGAAUAUAAAAUGAGUCGUGUAAGAAUCUGACCUAUAAAUAGUGUCACUGAGGCACAUAUUCUUCAGUAUGUCUGUCAUGUUUUGUUUACUUCUUUUGCCUCCAUAUCAGUCCACUCACAUAAACCACUUCAUUGUUUUUAUUAAAAAAUUGUUUUCUAAUUGAAAUUGUCUAUAUAAAGAUAAUACUUGCAAUAUAUUUUUCCUUUAUUUUUAUGAGUAACAAAUCAAGAAAAUUUGUUGGUACAUAUAUUUUGGCCUCGGCAUCAGGAUAAUGUAUAUACAUAUUUUUUAUCUCCAAAAUCAUUUGUUAAUUGCUUCUUACUCUCCAGGAUAGCAAAGUGAUUUAAUUUCAGUAAAAACUGAAAUACUGGAAGAUAUUUUUUUCUUUCAUUGGUAAAAUAAUUAUCUCUCAAGAGUAACUAGAGUAGCUGGGGUCUAUAGUGUAAAUAAAAUUUAUUCUUCAAUACAUGGAUAGAAACAGCUUUUUAUAUGUUCUUGCUUGUAGUUUAGAUAUGAUUUAACCAUGUAUUCUUGUGCCAUAUUUUCCUCUUCUUAUUUACAGAAACAAACCAAAGUAAAUCUGAAGUCUAGUUUUAAAAUUAUUUGAAGGCUUUAUAAAAACUAUCACUACGAUCUCUAGAUUCUUUUAAAUUCUUAAUCCAUCCUUGCAGUAUUGCUACUCAUUUGAGAAUAUUCAGUAAGUACUGCACACUUACAUGUGCUGGGCAUUGUGGGCUCUAGAGAGAAGGUGAAGCACAGAGCCCCAGUCAGUUAUGUGACACUCGUUUCCAUUAAUAACUGACUAGGAGGGGGCCGGGGAUUUAGCUCAGUGAUGCUGUCACCUGUUUCACAAGCACAAGGUCCCGAGCUCAAUCCCCAGUAACCCCUCAAAAAUAAAAUUAAAUAAAUAAAUAAAUAAAUAAAUAGCUGACUAGGGGGGACCAAAGCCAGAAAAGUGGAAAAAAAAACAAAACUUUACUUCAGGGCCAACAUUGUCUAUUUAGACAACUUUGAUCUAUGAUCUUGACUCUUGUUUUCUUUUGGUGCUGGGGAUUGCACCCAGGCCCUUUGCUAAAAGCACAAGUUCUUACCACUUAGCUACACCCCAGCCUGGUCUUAACUAUCUUUUUUUUUUUUGGUACCGGUGAUUGAACUCGGAUCCUUGCACUUGCAAGGCAGGCCACCGAACUGCUGACUAAAUCCCUGGCCCACUGGUCUUAACUAUCUUAAACCAAAACAAUAUAAUCAAAAGUUUAGAGCUAGAAGAGACUAUAGAUCAUUGAGUAUAAUUCUUCAUUAGUUCAAGAACCAGAAAACUGUAAAUAAACUGUAGCUUUCAAUGCAUACUAUAGGUCUCCUUAAUUCUAUAAAUCUAUAAUCCAAAAAGUUUUUUAAAUUCUUAAAAAAUCUCUUGUAUCUCAAUAUUUUUAAACCAUGGAUCUAUAUAAAUCUUGCUCAAAUUUUGUCAACUUAGUAACUAUGGUUCCAUACCAAAAAUAAAUGCAGUGUAACUUUUUCUUACAUAAGGUUUUAUGGUUUACUGGUUAGAAAUUUUGAUCAUUAGAAUUACAUGAAAUCAAAUGAUUUGCCUGCUAAAACUUACUUAGACUUUGAGCUUCUUAAAGCCUUUUAGCCUUUAUAGUAAUCGUAUGUAACAUUAAAUAUAAGUUAACUUUUUAAUUUAGAAAUGUACAACAUGAUAUCACAUAGUCCUUAAAUGCUUAUUUUAAAUCUAUGCAGUAAAUAGGCUGAGAUAGUCUAAAGGGGAACAUUGAUAUCACAUUUAUCAUUUUUCAAAAUCCAGAACUUAAAAAGUGGAUUGUCUGAAGGGUUAUUAAGAAAAUGGAAAAGCAAUUUAAAUUACUAAUGUAUCUGACCCUCAGCAGAAGCUUUUUUUGGGAUUUCCUUCACUGCUAUUGACAAAGAAGCAAGGUGUGAUAGGUUUUGUGAAGGAGAUUAUGUAUGGAAUUUUUAAAUGAGAUUUUGAUGUUUCAUCCCAUCUGAAUUUCUGUUUAUGAAAAACCUUUAAAACAUUGAGUUUUUUAAGUCUUUAAAAUUUUUCAACCUGUUGUUUAAAACUUUUUUUCCAUGAACUGUCAGAAAUGAGUGAAUAAUGAAUACUUUCCAAAUAUUUAAGUACUUAAUGUUUUAAAAGCCAUAAGUGAGGGGUGGUAAUACUAUCAGUUGCUUAAAACUUAAAGUUAACGUUAUCAAUAGUGUAUAUAACAAAUAUGUUUUCUGGGGAGAUGUAAAUCUAGUAACCCAAGUGAGAAAGUUUAUAUAAUUUUCCCCAGUAAAUACAUAAAGAAGCUAUAGUUUGUUAUUACAUUUCCAGAAUAACUAGAGCCUUACUUUAACACAAUGUACUGUAACUUGAAAUUCGUCCUGAGUCCCACUCAUCAAAAAAACUGUAGUCACCAGAAGGACCACAGUGUCUUAUAUAUUCACAUGAUGUAAAUUCUGUAGACCACAUUGUGUUAGUACAUUACUAGAGUAUUCAUUGAGCAAUGGCCAGUGCUAGAACUUGAAUCAUAAGUAAUUGCUAAUAACUUCUCAGGUCUCAAAAGAGAGAUCAUUUGGACAGCUGUAUAUAAAAUGGAAAAUAAAAAGUUACUGGUUUACAUGAAUGAUUCAGACUUUUCUGUACCAGAGCCAAAUAAUAACGAAAAUUAGAAUCUUAAUUUUUUGUGGUAAAAGGUCCAAGGCUGAUUUAAUUACAUUUCUUUAUAAGAUUUUGUAUCCAGGUUUUCCACCAAGUAUUUUCAACUUUUGAGAAUGUAAGCUACUGAUGUAUUUAUUGUAUUAUAGGCCGACAGUUCAUCUUUCUGCCAGAUACACAUUUAGAGAAAUGUGAAGUUUUUUGAAUGAAAAUUUAAACCAUUUGUGUCAUUGUGUGUUUUCAUACUGGAAUACACAACCUUAUGAUUUUGAACCUAUUUUUCCAUCAUUGACUUGUACCAAUACUUACACUUUCUCUAUAAAGUUGAUGAUGGGAUUCAUCAGUUCAAUUUUUGAAAAAAAUAGUGAUGUAACUUUCAUUAAUAUUUUUAUAGUUUUCAGAAUUAGAGGUAAAAUUAGGGAAAAGUUUUAGGUAACUUCUUUAUGUGUCUGUAGCAGUGUACUAUAAAAUAGAA